UGAAGUUACAGAUGAGGCGACAGAGAACCCUAACCAGCAACAGACUGACACGCAGAAGGCUGCUGAAAACGUUGGCCGGCCAAACACCAAGGAUGACACAGAAGGUGGUCGUCAGGAAGGACAGACAGAAUGUAACCUGUGUCUGCUCAGGUGUGCAGAGAUGAACCGUCUUUUGGAAGAAAACAGAGAGCUGCGGCGUGAACUUGCUGAGCUGCGGAUCUCUGAUGGCUUCUUUGGAGACAGUAAUGAAAAAGUCAAGUACUAUACGGGUCUACCAAACUUGGCAACCUUUAUGGCUUUGUUUAAUUUUCUGCUGCCUCUCAUGUCUGCUCAAAACAAAAUUCUCAGUCCAUUUCAAAUGCUUCUGCUAACCUUCAUGCGUCUGAGAUUGGAUCUGCCCUCAAAACACCUUGCUUAUCUCUUCCGUGUUUCACCAAAGACUGUGUACAGAACAUUCAAUGAAAUGGUGUCAUUUUUAUAUGCAAAUCUGAAGCGUGCUAUUAUGUGGCCAGAUAGAGACACCUUGCACAAAAUUAUGCCUCAUCAGUUUGUGGAGGCCUUUGGACAUAGAGUCACAGUGAUUAUUGACUGUUUUGAAAUUUUCACAGAGAAACCUGCUAAUUUGAAGGCACGUGCCCAGAUGUUUUCCUCCUACAAGCACAAUCAUACCAUGAAGUAUUUAAUAGGCAUAACACCCAAUGGAGCUAUAUGUUUCUUAUCAAAAGGGUGGGGUGGGCGUACAAGUGACAAACAUAUCACCUUGAACAGUGGCUUUCUUAACAUGUUGUUGCCUGGGGAUAUUGUGUUGGCAUGCUGUGUGCGGAGGUCAAGCUUCCAGCCUUCACAAAGGUGCGCUGUCAGCUGGAUGCUAAGGAUGUAGAAGAAACAAGGAAGAUUGCACAUCUAAGAAUUCAUGUCGAAAGGGUGAUUGGAAAUGUUUGUCAGAAAUACAAAAUAUUAACUGGAACCAUACCCAUAAACAUGCUAUUAACAUGUGAAGGCGAAGAAGUCACUUUUUUGGACAAGAUUGUCACUGUCUGUUGUGCCCUUACAAAUCAUUGCCCUACUGUAGUGUAAAAAUGAAAGCCAGAUCAUGUGCUGUUUCAACUUUAUUCUUCUUUUCACACCAAUAGAAUUUUGCUUUUUUUAAAGUUAACUUUUUUUUUUACUUUUGAGAAAU
Messenger RNA from Cyprinodon tularosa, 1180 nucleotides. RefSeq lists its product as uncharacterized. Bases 161 to 880 code for a protein of 239 amino acids. The transcript is spliced from 2 exons. The record is from RefSeq and is a predicted model, not a curated record. NCBI's taxonomy places the organism in Eukaryota, Metazoa, Chordata, Actinopteri, Cyprinodontiformes, Cyprinodontidae.